CUUCACCUCAACUACCCUUCCCCUCCCUCUCAUAUACUUACACAACACAACCCAACACAUAUAUCACACAUACAUUGUCUGCAAACUGUUCCCGUCUCUUCUUACUUAUAUUGUCAACUUGUGAGAUUCAACUUGUGAGAAUCAACUUGUGAGAUUCGACAUAGGACACAAUUAGCAAAACUCCUACAAAAGACAUCCUUGAUCAUUUGGGAUGAAGCGCCUAUGGCGCAUAAGUAUUGCUUCGAAGCUCUGGAUAGGUCAUUAAGAGAUAUAUUGAAAGAUAAAUAUGAGGAUAGUAUUAACAAACCAUUCGGCGGCCUUACAGUAGUUUGCGGGGGGGACUUUCGACAAAUAUUACCAGUUAUUCCGAAAAGUACAAAAGCUGAUAUUAUUGAUGCAUCUCUAAAUUCAUCAUACUUGUGGCCCUCUUUUCAGGUUUAUGAGCUCACUCAAAAUAUGAGACUUUUUAAUCCAAACAUGAGCUCUACCGAGGCAGCCAAAAUCGCUUCCUUUGAUGAAUGGUUAUUGCAAAUAGGAAAUGGUUCCCUGUAUGACGACAAGGAGAAAGAGUUGAUCAGACUUCCGGCUGAUCUAUGCAUAACCUCUUAUGAAGAUCCAAUGAAAUCAAUAAUUCAGGCCAUCUAUUCUACUUUCCUACAAAGUUACAGUGAUCCUACAUAUUUCAAGGAGCGAGCGAUACUAACACCGACAAAUGAUAUGGUCCAUGAACUGAAUGAGAUGAUCAUGGACAUCAUCCCUGCUGAAGCCAGGACGUAUUUAAGCUCAGACGGGAUAUGCAAAGCAAGUUUUAAAACUGAUCAAAACGAUCUUCUAUAUCCAACAGAGUUCUUGAACAACUUAAAAUUUUCUGGCGUCCCAAAUCAUAACAUACAGCUUAAGGUAGGUGCUCCUAUAAUGCUACUCAGAAAUUUAAACCAGGGAGAUGGCUUGUGUAACGGUACUAGACUAAUAGUCACCAAUCUUGGUAAAUGGUCCAUUCGAGCUGAUAUCAUUUCAGGGAAAAAUAUUGGUACCAAUGUCACUAUACCACGGAUUAUUAUGUCUCCAAAUGAGUCGAGGUGGCCGUUCAAGCUUAACAGACGACAACUUCCUGUGACGACAUGUUUUGCCAUGACGAUCAAUAAGAGCCAGGGACAAUCACUCAAACAUGUCGGCCUAUUUCUUCACAAGCAGCUAUUCACUCACGGUCAAGCAUAUGUUGCUAUGUCACGAGUGACCACGAGAGAAGGAUUGACAAUAAUAAACGCUGAUGAUGAGGUGGAGGAUAAAACAUUGAUUAAGAAUAUAGUUUACAGAGAAAUAUUCCAGACAAUUCUGCCAUCCACACAAAGCUCCGUACAACCUUAAAACAGAGAUUGAGAGAGACUCUCUGAUAUGGACUCAGGAAGUGAGAACAGAAGAAACAAGAGGGCUAAAACAUUGAUUAAGAAUAUAGUUUACAGAGAAAUAUUCCAAACAAUUCUGCCAUCCACACAAAGCUCCGUACAACCUUAAAACAGAGAUUGAGAGAAACUCUCUGAUAUGGACUCAGGAAGUGAGAACAGAAGAAACAAGAGGGCUUCUUAUGAUGAUUCCGAUGAAAAUUCAACACGUCUUGGGUUCCUGGGUCUUGGCAUCGUGGGUUCUCCAAUGACACAAAACUCAUAAAAUCACUGUAUGUAUCUUAUUUUUAAGGCAUUUUGCUUGCCAGGCUUCAUUAAAUAUGGUCAGCUGAUAAGGUCACCACCCUAGAUUACCACUGUAUGCCAGAGCCAAUGCAAUAGAAUAAAAGCCAAAUUCAACCUUAAAGUUUUGAUCUCUGUUUCUUAAUUGGCUACUGACUUCAAUUUUCUGCAGUUUUCGUGUGUAUGCAGCUUUAUGAUGCCUGCUUACGGAUUUGAUCAGAUUGAAAUUCCUGUAAAACCUUAUUGGACUGGUAAUAGAAGAUCACUGCUGUCAACAUUUCAACCCACUCUUGCCUUUAGUACCACCUCAUCUGGGUGAUUAGAAUGGAGUUGUACAAUAAAUUAAUAGAUGGAACUCAUUCAAAAGUUGAUUUUAAGGUGCUGAGUAUCAGCCUUUAGAGUGGCAUCGCCAUGUGCUACUUUUAAUGGAUUAUGUAUAAUUGUAAGCGGACUUCUAUCCCAGACAAAUAGGGAGAAAAUGCCUCUCUAAUAGUUUACAUAGUCAGACAACAUAAUAGACAUAACCUACAGUGCAUAUAUGAUCAAAUUACCGAAUCAUAGCCAUAGGCCAGUGUAAUACUAUAAGGAGCACAAAUUAUUUGAAGAUGGUCUAUUGGUCUUCAGUAUUAUAAUAUUUAAUUGUCUU
Daucus carota subsp. sativus is the source of this 2331-nucleotide messenger RNA. RefSeq lists its product as uncharacterized. The record is from RefSeq and is a predicted model, not a curated record. The transcript has 2 exons. Gene Ontology annotation, cellular component: replication fork. Gene Ontology annotation, biological process: telomere maintenance; DNA replication; DNA repair. The coding region runs from base 223 to 1368 and encodes 381 amino acids. Lineage: Eukaryota; Viridiplantae; Streptophyta; Magnoliopsida; Apiales; Apiaceae. Gene Ontology annotation, molecular function: DNA helicase activity.